AUGGAGAGAUUUCAGUCUUCCAUGCGCAAGCGGCUCUACAGCCUGCCGCAGAACAUAGGACAGAAGCCGUUUGUGAUUGAUGAUGGAGACAAUGGGGACAAGGACAAGAGGAAAAGUAUUGGGCUCAAACAGUUGUCCUCUCUGUCUCCCGCAAGCAGUGCGCGGAGCAUCGAGGAGGCCAGGUCCGAGGACUUGGACCGGGAUGUGACCAACGUCAAGACCAACUUGAACGGGGACUGCCGCCUGUUCCGGGGCAGCCUGUGCUCCCUCACUGGGCGACAUGCUCCAGUGGACCCCGCGGAGCAGCGCUGCCUGCUGCCUGAGGCAGACGCAGAGCGCGGUCCCGGGGCCCAGCAGAGGGGUCCCUCUGCGCUCAGCGGUGCCACGGGACAGGACUCUGUGUAUGACCAGUCCUCAUUCAUAAAACUGGAGGGCUCCGAGCAGAUCAUCCCCGAGGAUGACCGUCUCUACCAAGCCGGAUUCAUGCACCGCCAGUUCGGGGCCAUGCUCCAACCCGGAGUCAACAAGUUCUCCCUGCGGAUGCUGGGCAGCGAGCGGGCCGUGGAGCACGAGAGAGAGAGGGUCAAGUCAGCUGGCUUCUGGAUCAUCCAUCCAUACAGUGACUUUAGAUUUUACUGGGACCUGACCAUGCUGCUGCUGAUGGUCGGAAACCUAAUCAUCAUUCCGGUGGGUAUCACAUUCUUCAAGGACGAGCACACUCCUCCAUGGAUUGUCUUUAACGUCGUUUCGGACACUUUUUUCCUCAUGGAUUUGGUCCUUAACUUCCGCACAGGCAUUGUCAAAGAGGACAACACAGAAAUCAUCCUGGACCCUCAACAAAUCAAGAUUAAAUACCUAAAAAGCUGGUUUAUGGUGGAUUUUGUUUCCUCUAUACCUGUGGACUAUAUUUUCCUUAUUGUAGAGACACGAAUAGACUCUGAUUUUUACAAAACAGCCCGAGCUCUGAGAAUCGUCCGCUUCACGAAGAUCCUGAGUUUGCUGCGCUUACUCAGACUGUCCCGACUUAUACGCUACAUUCACCAGUGGGAGGAGGUUUUCCACAUGACCUAUGACCUGGCCAGUGCCAUGGUGCGGAUCAUGAACCUGAUUGGGAUGAUGCUGCUGCUGUGUCACUGGGACGGGUGCCUGCAAUUCCUGGUGCCCAUGCUCCAGGACUUCCCCGCAGACUGCUGGGUCACAAGGAACAAGAUGGUGAAUGACACGUGGGGUCAGCAAUACUCCUAUGCCCUCUUCAAGGCCAUGAGCCACAUGCUGUGUAUUGGAUAUGGCCUGUACCCUCCCAUAGGCAUGGCUGACGUCUGGCUCACCAUCCUCAGUAUGAUCGUAGGUGCCACUUGUUUUGCCAUGUUCGUGGGCCAUGCCACUGCUCUGAUCCAGUCUUUGGACUCAUCCAGAAGGCAGUACCAGGAGAAGUACAAACAAGUGGAGCAGUACAUGUCCUUCCACAAACUGCCUGCCGACAUGCGCCAGAGGAUCCAUGACUAUUAUGAGCACCGCUAUCAGGGCAAGAUGUUUGACGAGGAGAGCAUCCUGGAGGAGCUCAAUGAGCCUCUCAGAGAGGAAAUUAUCAACUUUAAUUGCCGUAAACUGGUAGCGUCCAUGCCACUGUUCGCCAAUGCUGAUCCAAAUUUUGUCACUUCAAUGUUGACCAAGCUGAGAUUUGAGGUCUUUCAGCCGGGAGACUACAUCAUCCGUGAAGGGACUAUUGGCAAAAAGAUGUACUUCAUUCAACAUGGGGUUGUCAGCGUCAUCACAAAAAGCAGCACAGAUACUAAGCUCACUGAUGGAUCAUAUUUUGGAGAGAUCUGCUUGUUGACUCGGGGCAGGAGGACUGCCAGUGUCCGUGCCGAUAAUUACUGCCGCCUGUAUUCUCUGUCUGUGGACAACUUCAAUGAGGUGCUGGAGGAAUAUCCCAUGAUGAGGAGGGCCUUUGAGACAGUGGCUCUGGACCGACUCGAUCGCAUUGGUAAACGGAAUUCUGUUCUACAACACAAAGUCCAGCAUCACCAAAGUUCAGGAACCCUGAACCUCCAGGAGAAUGAAAUCAUCCAAAGAAUUGUUCAACACGACCGGGACAUGGCCCAGUGCACUCAGCUGAUCCAGACCAGCUCUCCACAGGGCAUAGCUCCACCCCAAGCCUCACCCUCCCCCACCCCGGUCAUAUGGGCCCCCCUUGUCCAGGCUCCUCUUCAGGCUGCAGCCGCGACCACACCUCUGGCUCUAGCUUUAGCCCACCACUCCCAAUUACCUCCCAUCCUCUUCCAUCCUCUGACCCACAGUGCAUCCUUCAGAGAGCCACAUUCAAAAAGAGUCCACAUGGGACAGUCCAGCGGUGGGUCGGGAUCUGAUUCUCCUGUCUGCUCCACUAAACUACAUACAGUUUUGGAGACCCCCAAUGUGAUGUCUCUCAGGACCCCCAACGUCUCAUGUGGCACAGUCUCUCAGACACUACCAGCUCAACCCAUCUUCACCAGCAGCAUGCAGCCUCUUGUCCCUAUCCCACAACCUCCCCACCACAUCCCUUCCGUCCUCUCAAUGGGUCAGUGCACUGUGUCCUACACCUGCUCCACCACACAACCACACCCUCAACCUUUCCUCAGCGCCUUCACAAGCGUACCGCCACAGUUUCUCCAGCAGGGGGCCACAAUGAGGUUGCCUGGGAGAUUUCCGCCCCCCUCCUCCUCCGUCAUAAGCCCGCUGAUCUCUAGUUCAGUCGGUCCCAUUUUGAGCCAGCUGCAGCAGACCUCUCAUGGCACAGGGCACCAGAUGUUAGGGAGGCAUGACAAAGUGGUUAGAACAUCCAGCCUAAAUCUUCCAUAUUUCCCCAUUGUCACCAGUGCUCACCCUCCCAGUGGCCGCAUAUCUGGAGCAGCCGCAUCUUUGGCCCAACACAGUUUGGCAGGCCUCCAUUCUGCCUUCCUGCCCCAAGUGGUACCUGAGCACUCUGCCCUGGCAUCUCUUGCUCAGUACGGAUCAGCUGAGGACUCGCCAUGCUACACCCCUCCCAUACCCAGUCCAAAUGUCCAAAGCCCUGUUAAAACCAGGACAGUUUACCACACCCCCCUCGCCCCUCAAGCAUCCUGUCCCCCUCGAGUGGACAGUGCACACGGAUCAGUCCAGGCAGAGUCCUUGGGGGAAUGUUUUACCCAGGAAAUAAAGACUAUCUCAGGCUCGCACAGUGCUAUACACCAAGAAAGGCCUUUGGCAAUGGGUGGAUUUUCAGAAGUGACAUCUAGUCCAUUUUCUUCCCCCAUUUCAGUCUGUAAACCUUACAGUGCAAUCCCAGGACAAGGCACCCCAGUUAGUCAAUCACAGUUUGAAUCUGAACCUCAAAAUAAGGUAAUAGCACCCCACUCUUCAGAAAAUCAAUCAUAUUCAGUGGAAAUGUUAGACACUGAAAAUUCACAGUCACAACUUCCCUCCAGCUUGUGAGGU
Molecule: messenger RNA, 3456 nt
Organism: Boleophthalmus pectinirostris (great blue-spotted mudskipper)
Lineage: Eukaryota; Metazoa; Chordata; Actinopteri; Gobiiformes; Gobiidae
Product: potassium/sodium hyperpolarization-activated cyclic nucleotide-gated channel 3-like
Exons: 8
Coding region: 1-3453 (1150 amino acids)
Biological process (GO): transmembrane transport; potassium ion transport
Cellular component (GO): membrane
Molecular function (GO): voltage-gated potassium channel activity
Source: RefSeq, a predicted model, not a curated record